Brassica rapa (field mustard) is the source of this 1001-nucleotide messenger RNA. Its product is annotated as late embryogenesis abundant protein 2. The record is from RefSeq and is a predicted model, not a curated record. Lineage: Eukaryota; Viridiplantae; Streptophyta; Magnoliopsida; Brassicales; Brassicaceae.
ACCGACCAUUUAAAGACCCCUUGCAAAAAGGAGAAGAAAAGAGACCUCGAUCGAAUUGAUAUUAUCACAUCUUUCUUUGUUGAUUUGAUGAAAAUGGCAUCCAUGCAACUCGCUAGAGCUACUCUUUUUAGCCUCUCAAAAGCUUUCCCUAUAGUUCGAUCUCCCUUAACUCUGGCUGCUUCUUCGACCCGGAAAGUCUCUCGCGUGUGCUUUGCCUCCUCCGUUAGCCAUUCCGAGGGUAGAGAUCCGGUAGAGAAUGCUAGAGACUCAAGGGCAGAUGUACCUUACGGUUCAAAGAAAUGGAGGGAGAAUACCGAAGAAAACUAUGCUCAAGGAGCUAAAGACAAAGCUAAUGAAGGAGCGAGCAAAGCAGCUGAUAAAGCUUACGAGACCAAAGAGCAGGCGAAAGGCACAGCCUACGAAGCAAAGGAGAAGGCUAAAGACUACGCGGAACUGACAAAAGACAAAGUAAACGAAGGGGCGUAUAAGGCAGCGGAGAAAGCAGAAGAUACAAAAGAAAGAGCCAAGGAGAAAGCAGAGGAUACAAUGGACAGUGCAAAAGCAAAGGCUCGAGAUGCUAAAGAAAAGGUUAAAAAGUAUGGAGAAGAGACUAAGGAGAAAGCAGAAGGGUUUAAGGAGACCGUGAAGGGCAAGGCGGAAGAGCUUGGAGAGAAGACGAAGGAGACGGUGAAAGGAGCUUUGGAGAAUACAAAAGACACUGCACGGACUGUGACUGAAGCUGUGGUUGGGCCUGAAGAGGACGCGGAUAAGGCACGAGCUGAUAUCGAUAAAGGUGUUGAAGAUUUAACUAAAAACUAGCCUUCGCGCGGAUGUCAUAUUUUGAUAAAAAUAAAUAAUUUAUAUACACUCUAAUACUAUAUAUAUAAUAUUUACUAUAUUACAUAUAUGUUUUAUAUGACAUGUCUACACAUAAAAUUCUUAUUGUUUAUACGUUGUAAUUUUAAGUGUCCCUAUAAUAAAUUAUUUUAGUUUUUUGUUUA